Molecule: messenger RNA, 6490 nt
Organism: Gallus gallus (chicken)
Lineage: Eukaryota; Metazoa; Chordata; Aves; Galliformes; Phasianidae
Gene: NCAPG2
Product: non-SMC condensin II complex subunit G2
Exons: 29
Coding region: 441-3875 (1144 amino acids)
Biological process (GO): mitotic sister chromatid segregation
Cellular component (GO): nucleus; condensin complex
Source: RefSeq, a predicted model, not a curated record
GGCGCCGCUCGCGCUCAACGGCCGCCGCGGGACUAUUCGAACCCGUCAGCGGAGCGCGCGGCGCAGGGCCGGGGUUGGCACCGGCGCGGCCUCAGCGUGAGGUGGGGGCGGGGUGCCGCCUUUUCUUAUCCUACUGCACAGAUAGGCGGGCGUGUUUGGGAACGCGACCCCUGAGUCUAUGAAGAUUUCUUUCUGCGGAAGCGUUAGGCCUUGUUUAAUUAAAGAAAAUAUAUAUGAAAGAGAGCACAUAUGAGCAGUGUGGCAGAGUGCAGCUGUGAGUUACCCAGCGUUGAGUUGGGUAACUGAUAUAGUGGGGAGGGCAUCUUUGAUUUGAAGAGGAGGCUGAGGGGGAAACCUUAUCACUCUCUACAACUGCCUGAAAGGAGGCUGUGCCAAGCUGGGGUCAGCAUCUGCUCCCAGCAAGGAGAAACAGGACCACAAUGAAACGCGAAGCGUUUUUACAAGCUGUGUCUAAAAAGUCAGUUGAGGACUUCUUGCGUUUUACUCAAAUUUCUAAAGAUACAUUUGAUCCUUUCAAUUUGAAUGAAUUACUUCAAGAAUUGUCAAGAAAACAAAAAGAAAUACUAUGGGAGAGACUGAGACACCUAUUGAAAGAGACCUUGAUGGAGAAACCUGUGGAAACAUGGCAACGGGUAGAAGAUGCUGAAAGUAAUGAUGGCAUGGAAGUUGAGAGUGCUCCAGAAAUGAAACAAACUGUAGCUGUGAUCCAAGGAGUGACAGCUGUAGUUACUGCUUCCAUACCCGUAGUGGAUGAAACAGUGAACUACAAAGCUCUUCUAGAAUGUGCCUUUAUAUUAAAUGGUAUUAUUCCUGCAUUACCUGAAUCUGAAAAUACCCUACGGAGUGCCAUCCGGCGUGUAUGUGAAAUGUGGUGGGAGAAAGGACUGGAAGGAAAGGAGCAGCUAGGGAAAACAGCAUUUAUUAUGCUGCUGAAAAAAAGCCUGAGUAAAGCUGCUACGGGUGUAGACAUCGUUUGUCUACGGAAACUACAUCAGACCUUACUUUGUUUUGAUUAUGAUUCAGAGGACAGUAAUGAAAUCAAAGACCUGUUACUUCAGUGUUUUAUGAGCGUAAAGCACAUCAAAAAAGAAGAGGGAAGAAGAAUUUUGAGCUUUUUCUUCAGCUGGAAUGUCAACUUCAUUAAAAUGAUACAUGGAACUGUUAAGAACCAAUUACAGUUUUUUCCAAGAUCCUUGGUGGAAUACAUUUCAGAAAUAUACUUCAGAGCAUGGAAGAAGGUGUCAGGAGAAACUUUAGAGAUACUUGAACACAAUUGUAUUCAGGAUUUCAUGCACCAUGGAAUUCAUCUUCCCAGAAGUUCUUCUGUUUAUUCUAAAGUUAGAGAGAUGCUGAGUUAUUUUCAUAAACAAAGUAAAGUUCGUCAAGGAGUUGAAGAAAUGCUCUAUCGAUUGUAUAAACCUAUCCUUUGGAGAGCACUGAAGGCAAGAAACUCAGAAGUUCGAUCAAAUGCAGCAUUUUUGUUUAUUGAUGCUUUUCCUAUUCGUGAUCCUAGUUUUAACACUGAAGAGAUGGAUGCUGAAAUUCAGAAACAAUUUGAAGAACUUUUUAGCCUCUUGGAAGAUCCUCAUCCAGUUGUCCGAUCUACAGGGAUACUUGGAGUUAGUCAGAUAACAUCCAAAUACUGGGAGAUGAUUCCUCCAACAGUUAUUGCUGAUCUUUUAAAAAAGCUAAUUGAAGAGCUGGCGUGUGAUGUAACAUCUGCUGAUGUUCGAUGCUCUGUUUUUAAAUGUCUACCGAUAACUUUGGACAACAAAUUAAGUCAUCCAUUACUGGAGCAGCUCCUGCCAACAGUUAAACACAGCCUUCAUGACAAUUCAGAGAAAGUGCGAGUGGCUUUUGUAGAUAUGCUGCUGAAAGUUAAGGCUACUAAGGCAGCAAAGUUCUGGAAGAUCUGUCCUAUGGAGCAUCUUCUGGCUCGCUUGGAGGUUGAUUCGCGGCCCGUGUCGCGGCGCAUAGUGAAUCUCUUAUUCAACUCCUUCCUGCCCAUUAACCAGCCUGAGGAUGUGUGGUGUGAGCGCUGUGUUACUUUAAUCCAGAUGAAUCCAGCAGCAGCUCGAAAGUUCUAUCAAUAUGCUUAUGAGUAUACUGCCCCCACCAAUAUAGCUAAACUGAUGCUAACUAUUCGACGCUGCUUGAAUGCCUGCAUCCAGAAAGCAGUGAAAGAGAGUUUUGGUGAUGAUGGUGAAGAUGAAGGUGAAAAGGAGAACCUAAGUGUGUUGAAUGAUGUGUUGUCAAUAAAUGAUGUGGCCAGCAUGGCAAGUUUAUUGGAGAUUACGGUGAUUCUCUGGAGAAGUAUUCACAAAGCGCUGGAUCACAAUGAAGAUGCCAAAGAUUAUACUAUCAGAAAAUUUGCUUCUGUACUUCCUGAGUAUUUAAAAGUAUUUAAGGAUGACCGUUGCAUAACUCCAUUGGUUAUUCUGGCAUCCUUUAUGCCCCCUGCUGCUAUUCCUACUUUCAGCUGUGGUGUGAUCUCCAAACUCAGAAGCAUUGACAGUGGAGCUGACCAAAGCAAAUACUCUACCCUGAUAGACUGUAUGUGUCGCUGGGGUCGAGUUGGUCAUGUGUUGGAAUUGGCCUGUGACUGGUUGUCAGACAUGCUAACCCCAAGAAAGAAUGUUAAAACAUCGGAACGGCGAGUACGUAUCCACGUGACACAUGAAUCGAAGCCAGAAUUAGCACUUGAUUACAUUGAAUAUUUAUUGACUCAUCCUGUUAACCGUGGUUGCCUACUCUCUGUUCCUAAAAAGAAACUGAACCAUCUUCUGAAAGUUCUCAGUGCUGCUAAGGAGAUUCUUGGCUCAGUUCUGAAAACAACUGAUACAAAUCGUGGUAGCUGCAGUCAAGGAACUGGCUUAAGAGCCUUCAGCCUGUGUUGCAGGUUGAGUAUUCAUCUUCAAAACAAGUUUUCUGAAGAAGGAAAAGAUUAUCUGUCACAUCUGCAGGAGACAGGGGCUUGGGUAGAAAGUCACGUUUUACCUUUUAUACUUGCAUCUGAACAAGAGGAUGGAAUUUCAAAACAGAGUAAUGUUCCUGAAUUAAUUAUCCAGGCCUAUCUGUCUGUCUGCAAAGAUGUCAUAAUGGUUGGUCUUGGAAAUGUCAAGUUUCAACUGUACUUUUUAGAUAUGGCACUUUCAGUUAUACAAACAGCCAGGGGUGCCUUUUGUACACCAGUACUAUUGUGUGCACUAAAAGAAAUUACUGAAGCUUCUCUGACCCAGAGCACUGAGGUGGAUGAAGUAGCAAAUGUCCUCCAUGCUGUACAGACCAUCUUCCAGAAGGUUUUAGAAUGUGUUGCAAGCAGAAUCAAGGAGCAGCCUGGAGAAGGGAUUCAGUUGAUUCAGUCAAUUCAAACACCUCUUGGAGAUUUCUUACAUGCAGUCCAGUGCUGGCAUUCAUUUUGCCCGGCAGUUCACCAGAGUGUGUUCUCCACUCUCCUAGCUGCAAUACUGGCAGAGAUAAAGUAUGCGCUACAGGAGGCUUCCAGUGAAAAAGCUUUCACUAUACCAAGGACAGUUUCAGACCUUCCGCCUCUUUCAAGCAGCUUAAUGGCAAUAAUUAUGAAGUCUGUUAAUGUGGUCAGGUCAUUUUUAAAUGAAUUACUGGAAUGCAUUCUAUCAGAAGAAAUUGAAGGGAUUUUUAGUCUUACAUCUAUGGUCUGCACUGUGAUUGUAAUUAAAGGUAAGCACAAAACUUCACUUCUAAAAGAUGUUGCACCUGUCAUUCAGAGAAAGCUUAUAACCUACAAGGAAGCUGCCACAGAAGAAUCUAGCAGUACUGAAAGAAUUCUGUAUGAAUCAUCUCAGAAAAUUCUGGAUGAACUUCUGAAUCCUUGACCAUGUGGAAGCUUUUGUCCUGAAAACUGAAAGAAGAUAUAUUGUUUAAAAGAAAAUGUUAUAUUGUAAAUUUAUUAAUAGUUAAGAUUUAUUUCCUGCUAUUCUGUACAGUUAAAGCAGGCAAAAAAGUAUAGCAGUGUAUAUAGAAAUCAUGUAGUAUUAAAGAUUGUCAAAGACCUCUAAGAAGGCUGUUUUGUAUAAAAUUGUCAUUUGGGGAGGGAGAGUAAAAAUGACUAUCUUGUUUUCAUCAAACAACUGAUAAUUGUAUCUUACACUUUGGCAUUGAGGCAGCACGUAGCCUCAGUCCCUGGGAAAUUCUCAGAGAAUAUUCCUGACAAGGCACAUGAAGUACAACAAGGUGUUUGGGUAUUGCCAACAUGAAAGCACAAAGAGCAAAUUCUUCUUGGCCAAUCACAUUUCCUUCCUUUUUGUGAAUGGAAUAAGAGCAGAGGAUGUCAGCUUUCCUGUCCUUAGAAAGACUGUUUACAGAGACUUACAUGAUAUAUUUGUGGCCAAGUUGGAGAGAGAUGGAGCGUACUGGAUGAGCUACAUAGAGAGUGGAAGACUGCCUGGACACUCAGGUUUUAACAGUAAUGGUGCUACGAAGUCAUACUAAUGGCGUUCCUCAAGGCAGACACUGUUGUUGCCAGUACUGCUCAACAUUUUCAUUGAACAUCUUUGGCAGGGAAUGAAAUGCAAACUCAGUCAGUUGCCAGGUGACACCACCUUGGGAGCAGUGGUUGAAACAGUUGAGGGGUGAUGUUGUCCAGCUCAGUAGCAACCUGACCACUGGACAUAGAAAACAGCAAAUCUCGUAGUUUAAACCCAGACACACGCAAAGUCCUCUACCUGCAAUGGACAAAUUCCAUACUACAGCAGAAGAGUGAUCUCAUUGCUGUCUUCACCUACGUGAUGAGGAUUAUGAAAAGACUGUUCUCAGAAGUACAAAUCAAGAAAACACAAGGCAGUGGCCACAAGCUGCAGCAAGGGAAACUGGACAUGUGACAGUUUUUUCCUGAUGAAAGUGAAACAAAACGGAACAGGAACAGAUUUGUCAGAAAGACAGUGCAAGAUCCAUCCUUGGAGAUGACAAGAACUUGAUUGGCCAGUGUGACAUAAUUUUGAAGUUACUCCUGCCUGAGUUGGGGAUUGAACUGGAUUAUCUCAUGAGCUUCCUCUCAAUUUAAAUAAGUUUAAUUGCUUUGUAUUUGGCUCUUUUUACAAAUUAAUGCCACAGGCGAUGCAGACGUGUAAGCCACUUGUUUAGCUUUAUAAUGUGAACAGAUGCUCUCUCGAAACUAAUAUUACAAUGUUAAUUGCAGAACGUUAUUUUGCCUUAACUGAGGCAUAUAUAAAUCAGAUGUCUAAGUUCACAAUGCUAUGUUUUUGCCUGUUUUAGAUCUACUAGGCAGCCCCAGAAACUGAUUGAGGCAGAGACUGAAAAGAUGGCAAACAGUGACUAUCUUAAACUUGGUUAUCUAAUGGUUGUCUACAAAGUGGGACAGGAUGCUUCUCAUGUAGUGCCUACACAAAUGGCUCACUGACAUCUCCGAUGUUACUGAGUGGCACUGGCACUGAAAUUAGCAAAUUUACCUAAAUUAAGUCAGACUCUUAAUUUUUGAUUAGGAUCUGUGCACAGUGCUCUUCCCCCAUCUAUCUAAACAGACAUCUUUGUAGUGCAUUAAUCUUCUAUGUAGAAGCUUAUUUAACUGGAAUGUUGAUAUUUAAAAAUAACCACAUCCUUAAUAAACUGUCAGACUUUACAACAGGGAAGUCAGUGUGUGUGCUUAUGGAGAAGUGAAUUCCAGAUUUACUUUCUCCACAACAGUAGCCUGAGCCAGAAAGACAUGCUGCCCCACCACGUAGCUGUAGGUCUGCCAACUGCUUAUCUAUCAACAUCUUUAUAAAAACUGGGUGUCCUUUGGCCUUCAUUCUUCUACAUCUGCUAACAGGCAGGUGUUCCUGUAAUGACCUUUUAAAUCUUGAUUCUACAAAUUAGUUAAUGAGUAUGUAAAUCACUACAGAUUUUUCUUCUGCUUUUUGGUCUUUCACUAUUUGCUUAUAUUAGAUGAGAAGAGUUACUGCCUUUUUAUUCUCCUCAGUCUGUAACGCUGCUUUUUCAGUUCUAUCUUUUUUUUCUUGAUGGACUACCUGUUACAGACUCAGUAUUCCAGAUCCUGCAAUAGAGAUAACUGCCAACAGCAGCAAUAGGCAGAUUUAUUCUGAAGAACUCAGAGGUGAUAUUGCCAGGAAGGGUAAGAAAGCUUAAAGAUGAACCUUUGUCUUCCUGGUGGCUGAUGCUCAAGUGGUUCUCCAGGGGGUUGGAAUAGUUCUGUGGUAGCAGUGCUGCUGGUCUGUAGAUCUCAAGAUCCAAUCCAGCUCUGUUAUAGCUCCUCUCCUGGGUGAAAAACUAUUGGCUUUCUGCAACACAAGUACUGAUCUCUCAAUUCCUUGUGACAAAAUCUGUCACGCUUUCUCCUUGGGUCUUCAUAAUUUUCCAUCAAUUUAGUCAGAUUUUAGUCAGUGUUCUCAUUACAAAGUUUUGUCAAAUCGUUACAUCCUUACAGUUUUCUUGUUUUCAAGAUAUAAAUAAAGUGUAUAUUUCUUAAGCUUCA